GCGAGCUCCCAUCUUGCCUGGGCUUGGCCGCAACGACCGCAAUCCUCAACUGAUACCAUCACCACAUCCAGCCACGGUCAAUUGGCCCGCGCUCGCCUUUGCCCACCAUGUCGUACCUCUCCAGAACCCUCGGCAAUCUGCGCAAGAUUGGCUUCAAGGAAUACUGGCAUCAACUCAACUACAUCGGUGACACCAAGGCCGGUACUCUUGUGGGUGUCGACAAGUUCGGCAACAAGUUCUACGAGAACAUGGAUGAACUUCCCCUCCGCUCCAGAUGGGUUGACUAUGCCAAGCACGACUACGAUGCUGGCCAGAUUGAGCCCUUGUGGCACGCCUGGAUCUCCUACUCCGUCGACACUCCUCCCAACAAGGACCCCAUCACCACCGCCACCGGCAUUGCCAACCGCCCUUGGGCCAACACCGAGCACAUCCCUAACAGGACUUUUACUAGAGCUGCGUUCAAGACAUAUAGCACAACAAAGCCCAAGAUCCAGUCAUGGCAGCCCGUGGCCGCCCCUAGGUAAAGCAAGGUUGGCUGGGAGAAAGAGUCGCCACGAGCGCAUGACAAAUGUACAUACAAAUGUUUCCCUGGUGAAUAGACCCCUUUCUAGGUUUGAUAUGCUCG
Messenger RNA from Podospora pseudocomata, 625 nucleotides. RefSeq lists its product as uncharacterized. Gene Ontology annotation, biological process: mitochondrial respiratory chain complex I assembly; response to oxidative stress. The coding region runs from base 108 to 524 and encodes 138 amino acids. Lineage: Eukaryota; Fungi; Ascomycota; Sordariomycetes; Sordariales; Podosporaceae. The record is from RefSeq and is a predicted model, not a curated record. The transcript is spliced from 7 exons. Gene Ontology annotation, cellular component: membrane.